Messenger RNA from Symbiodinium sp. CCMP2592, 708 nucleotides. NCBI's taxonomy places the organism in Eukaryota, Dinophyceae, Suessiales, Symbiodiniaceae. The record is from the annotation of a GenBank genome assembly.
AUGUUGGCUGCCAGAAUGGGAGACCUUAAGGUGAAGGACCUAGCGGAGAUCAACAAAGCCAUUCAGGCUGGGGCCAUCACGGAUGCCUCUUGGGCGAACCACAGUGAUGGAGCGUCGCAGGGCGCUUUGGCCGUGGUGGCUUUUGAUAAGGCCAUCCUGGACGGCGAGCGGGCAGCCUGCUCGCUGGUGUGGUGGAAGUCCUCGAAGUUGAAAAGGAAGGUGGGAUCAACGCUGGCAGCGGAGGCCCAAGCCCUCCUGAAGGGGCUCGGCGAGCUGAUGUGGGCCAAGGCGAUCCAGGCUGAGAUGCUGGACCCCCACUUCUCCUUGGCGGGAUUUCGCGACAGCGUCCAGGCCCAAGCAGAUAUUGUUCUGCAAAAGAGCAACACUGACGAGGUGCUGAAGGAGUCGCUGUCGGAGGUGGAUGCCAAGAGCUUGUACGACAACUUGAUGAAGGCGGGCGCUCAGGCCCAGGACAAGUUCACCGCGCUGGACGUGACGAUCGCAAGGGAGAAGAUCGAUGGCUUAGGAGUUCAACUGAGAUGGGUGGAGCACCAGAGUAUGCCAGUGGACUCCUUGACUAAGUUGGGGGCCAACCGAGACACGUUGGUGCAGCUUAUAGAAAGCGGCACUUUUCGCCUGGAAGCCGAAGAGGAUCUCAUGAAAGAUCGCUUGUAUAGGCGGCAGACAGGCACAGUCAAACCGCGUUGA